AUGAAUUUUUUAUCGUAUUAUGAACUAGCAGUAUUAAGGUUAUGUAAUUUUGAUAUAUUUACAAGGGAAGUUGAUGAUGACUAUCAAGAAAUUAUUGAUUGGCUAAAAGAGAAUAAAAUUACUGUCAUAAGUUCAAAAGAUUCACACCAAAAUAUUCAGAAAGACUACAUUGAAACAAAUGAACUUCAAAACAUAUUGUCUUCAUUAUUUCUUUUUGACUUAAGUCAGUAUUCUAUGAAAACAAUUAUUUUAACUACUGUUUAUUAUCUUAUUCAAUACCGUGAUACACAACAACUAGUUAAAAAAAGAAUAGAUGAAAAUAUUAAACAACAUAAAUAUCAUUGGGAUGAUAUUGAGCAAAUUCUUCAAUUCAUUAAACGUGGAAAGGAGUUAAUGAAAAAGAAAAAUGAAAUUAUCAAACAAUAUGUCUCUUCUUUUAAGACAAUUAUUAAAUAUGUUGUUUUCACUGUUUCAGAUGAAAAAUACCUUGAUGAGUUACUUAUUCAUUAUCCUCAUCAACAAUUUGAUGUUUUAGAGUUUACAAUUUACCAAAUAGAGAAAAAUGAUAAAAUUUAUCAAUUUUGGAAAAUAAAAGAACCUUACCAAAUGAUUGAUUGCUCUUUGAUUUUAAAAACUGAUGUUUAUAGUAUUAUAUUCUUAACAAAAAAUAACAAUAAAAUUUUAAAAGAGUACUGUUAUUUAUGUAAUGGAUUUAAUUAUGUCCAUUCAGUCUUUAUAUUAUCUGCUUCUUCCCUCCCCCAAGAACUUAAAUAUGAACUUCAAUCAGCAAUUUUAAAUAACUUCCCUACAAAUAAUUCAUUUUUGAAUUUUACUUUACAAAAAGAUCUCCAUAUAUAUUUCAAAGAAAUUAACUAUUCGAUCUCUACAUCACUAAUUAAUACCGUUUGCAUUUAA
Messenger RNA from Entamoeba nuttalli P19, 915 nucleotides. RefSeq lists its product as hypothetical. Lineage: Eukaryota; Evosea; Mastigamoebida; Endamoebidae. Bases 1 to 915 code for a protein of 304 amino acids. The transcript has a single exon. The record is from RefSeq and is a predicted model, not a curated record.